Carassius auratus (goldfish) is the source of this 1386-nucleotide messenger RNA. Its product is annotated as secretory carrier-associated membrane protein 4-like. NCBI's taxonomy places the organism in Eukaryota, Metazoa, Chordata, Actinopteri, Cypriniformes, Cyprinidae. Gene Ontology annotation, biological process: protein transport. Gene Ontology annotation, cellular component: trans-Golgi network membrane; recycling endosome membrane. Bases 326 to 1000 code for a protein of 224 amino acids. The transcript is spliced from 7 exons. The record is from RefSeq and is a predicted model, not a curated record.
CGUUCGGCGAAUAGGGAGCUGGCGAAUAAGGAGCUGGAGUCAGUCUCGUGCACCACCGACGAUUACUUGCUGCCGCACUUUUGCAUUACAGAUAUCCUCGGCUAUAUUGUUUGUUUUAUGAGCGCCUACACUUCAGAACAGUCCCGAAGCUACAAGUCAUUGGAGUCUCAUGUGCAGUUCACAAAUGGAUAUGUUCAGGAGUUGCAGAUCAUAAAACCUGCAAACAGUAUUACAGUAAUCUGGACAAAGCACUGGAAACUUCAAAUCAUCAGUCCAGAGAGGGAAAAGUUCACUAGCACAAGAAACAUUUUUCUCAAAAUUGAGAAUGACAGAUCGAGCAAACAACUUCCCCCCUCUGCCAAAGUUUUUUCGCAUAAAGCCAUGUUUUUACCAGAACGUGGCUGAGGAAAUUCCACAACCCCACCAGCAGCUUGUGCGUCGUGUUUACAAUCUUUGGAUGUUGUACUGUAUCACACUGUGUGUCAAUGUGGUGGCCUGCAUUGCUUGGAGGGCCGGUGGGGGUGAAGCGAUCAACUUUGGGUUUGCGCUCCUCUGGCUGCUGCUUUUCAGCCCAUGUAGCUACACCUGCUGGUUCAGGCCACUCUAUAAAGCAUUUCGGGCUGAUAGUUCCUUCAACUUCAUGGCAUUCUUCUUCAUUUUCUUUUUGCAAUGUGUUCUUGCCUUCAUCCAGAGUCUUGGAAUAUCAGGUUGGGGUGCUUGUGGUUGGAUUGCCACAGUGAUGUUUUUCGGCACAAAUGUAGUCUCGGCUAUAUUCAUGCUCAUCUGUACUCUGCUCUUUACCAUAGAUACAGUUCUAAUGGUGUUCAUUCUUAUCAAGGUUCAUCGACUGUAUCGCGGUGGAGGAGGCAGUUUUCAGCUGGCUCAGGAAGAAUGGAGCACUGGGGUGUGGAAAAGCGCCCCUGUGAGGCAAGCUGGAUUCAACACCAUCUCUGAAACCAGCCCCAGCCUGCCCAGUUACCCAGAGAGCAGGCCCUGGUGAUACCUCUUCUGAUCUACAGAUGGGGCCAGAGCACUACUGCUUGUCUUAACAUUAAAGGGGCAGUUUGACGUGGGACCCCAAGAAAACACUUCGGCCAGAUCACAAACUUGUGAAUAUUUCCAUUGUUUUUGAACAAUGUAGCAAAAAGAUCUUAUGUUAAAUCACUCCUUAAAGAAUGAGCAUAAACCUAAUUAGUUUUUUCUUUUUUUUGCCUUAAAGUAAUCAAUUUUAUGUGAAUGACGAUCGAAAAUGUGUCAAACCACUUUCCUGGGUGCAAAUUCUGCUAAAACACUAAUAACCAAGCCAAAUCAGCAAACUGCUCCUUUAAAAACUCUCUCAACACAUACUACUCUCAAACAGAUGGCAAAAUGGUGGACCGUUAGUAU